CGGCUAGCCCCACCCUUCUGUCCCAUACAGGAAGCUGGAUUUGCUAACCAGUAAGCUGUCAACAAAGGGCAAAACUGCACGAAAUCGAUGAGGAAGUCCACAGCACUCGCGCCUCCAAGCUCCUUCUGCUAAAUAACAUUUCACCACACCGCUGACUGAAUCCUCAACAUGGCGACAACUGCUCAGCUGUUCGAGGAGCCUUUCGAUGCAGAUGAGUACAUAGAAAGGUUAGCAUGGAGGACUCCUGGAGGAGGCUCCAAAGGAGGGGCUGAGGCGUUUGACCCUAAAAGGCUGCUGGAAGAGUUUGAGAACCACAUAGAGGAGCUAAAGCAACUGGAUGAGAAGAUUCAGCGGCGGGUGGAGAAGCUUGAGCAUCAGUGUCAUCGUGAGGCCAAGGAAUUUGCCCACAAAGUACAAGACUUGCAGAGAAGCAACCAGGUGGCUUUUCAGCAUUUCCAAGAGCUCGACGAGCAUAUAAGCUAUGUGGCCACCAAGGUUUGCCACCUUGGCGACCAGCUGGAGGGGGUAAACACACCCCGGCAGAGAGCUGUGGAGGCUCAGCGUCUCAUGACCUACUUCAACGAGUUCCUGGAUGGAGACCUACGCAGCGAUGUCUUCAAUAACCCAGACAAGAUUAAGGAGGCUGCUGAUAUCAUUCAGAAGCUGCAUCUCAUUGCCCAGGAGCUGCCAUUUGACAGAUUUGCAGAUGUCAAGGCAAAAAUCGCAAGUAAGUACCAUGACCUGGAGCGGCAGUUAAUCCAGGAGUUUACAGCUGCCCAGCGCCGGGGUGAGAUUGGACGUAUGCGGGAAGUUGCGGCGGUGCUAUUACAUUUUAAGGGUUAUGCACAUUGUGUGGACGUCUAUAUCAAGCAAUGUCAGGAAGGGGCUUACCUGAGGAACGAUGUGUUUGAGGACACUGCUGUCCUCUGCCAGAGGGUCAACAAGCAGGUGGGCGAGGUCUUCAGUAGCCCAGAAACCGUCAUGGCCAAACUCAUCCAGAACAUCUUCGAGUACAAAUUACAGGCCCAUGUGAAGGAAAAACUGGACGAGACUCGGCACUCUGAUGUUGAACAGUACCUCAAGAACCUCUAUGACCUUUACACCAGGACCACCGCAUUAGCCACUAAGCUAACCGAGUUCAACCUGGGCUCGGACAAGCACACGUUCCUGUCCAAGCUGAUAAAGAGCAUCUUCUCCUCCUACCUGGAGAGUUACAUCGACAUGGAGAGAGAUUACCUUCGGACUCGAGGUGCGAUGAUUCUGCAGCGAUACUACGACUCCAAGAACCACCAGAAACGCCCAAUAGGCACGGGCAGCAUUCAAGACCUGAAGGAGCGUAUCAGACAGCGCACCAACCUUCCCCUGGGUCCUAGCAUUGACACUCAUGGGGAGACCUUUCUGUCCCCGGAGCUUGUUGUCAAUCUGUUGCAGGAGACGCGACAUGCCUUUGAGAGAUGCCACAGGCUUUCAGAUCCCUCAGACCUACCCAAGAAUGCUUUCUCAAUUUUCUUGCUGUUGGUUGACCAUCUGUGUGUGGAACACAUCGACUAUGCCCUGGAGAUUGGCCUCUCAGCAAUUCCCUCAUCAGACGCCAAGAAUGCCAAUCUAUACUUCCUGGACGUGGUUCAGCAGGCAAACUCUAUCUUCCACUUGUUUGACAAGCAGUUUAAUGACCAGCUCAUGCCUCUAAUAAGCUCUUCUCCAAAGUUGGCGGAGUGCCUGCAUAAAAAGAAAGAGGUGAUAGAACAGAUGGAAGUGAAACUGGACACAGGAAUUGACAGAACAAUUAACUGCAUGGUGGGGCAGAUGAAGCACAUCUUGGCAACGGAGCAAAAGAAGACUGACUUCAGGCCAGAGGAUGAAAACAAUGUUAUGAUCCAGUACACUGCAGCCUGCUCCAAAGUGUGCGCCUACGUCAGUCGGCAGGUGGAGCACGUGCGGAAGUCCAUGGAUGGGAAGAAUGUGGACACUGUGCUGACAGAGUUGGGCGUGCGUUUCCACAGACUCAUCCAUGAGCAUCUACAGCAGUACAGCUACAGCUCAAUGGGAGGCAUGCUGGCCAUCUGCGAUGUGGCCGAAUACCGAAGAUGCGCCAAGGACUUCAGGGUCCCUCUGGUGCUGCAGCUCUUCGACACACUCCAUGCCCUCUGUAACCUCCUGGUUGUCGCCCCCGACAACCUAAAGCAGGUCUGCUCAGGUGAGCAGCUUACCAAUCUGGACCGGAACCUCUUGCACGCAUUUGUCCAGCUCAGAGUGGACUACCGUUCUGCCAGACUGGGCCGACACUUCAGUUAGUGAGCGGUUCUACACUCUGCCGCCCUCCGUCCAGCUACCCGUGCUUUUUGAUGAGAUGCACCUUGAAGAAACACGUCCCUGCUCCAGAGAAUGCGUCGGUCCGGGUCCCGGCACAUAGACUUCACUGAGAUUGCUUUGUACAUCAUGGAGACGAAGGCGUCUCCUCCUUAUCUGUGGGAAAUGUGCAUUUUACCAAUUUAUUUCUCCGUGCUGAAGAAAUUUAAACGUCUAUUGAUUUAAGACUUUUAAAUACUAAUCCAUCACCAAUCCACGUGGCUAACAAUGUAUGACAUUAUGAGUAAUUGGACAACACUGAUAUCUGUGCUUUUUCUUUUUUGAUUGUGCCAAAUAUAUAAAUUCUGUGGCCGCACUUGUGCACAAAAUAGACCCUGAAGCUGCUGUAAAGGGACAUAGUCAACAAUCAUGCUGUAAAAUCAAACAUCAGGCCUGCAGUAGCACAACACAAGUUGUCCCUUUGUAAUGAACUAUAGAGAACAGAAGACGGCUUGACCAAGCAUGACAUAGAUCUCUGUCUGGGUGAGAGAGACACAUGAUCACCUCUCUAACCUCUGGGCUCUGGCCACAAAGUGAAGGUCAACAAGCCAUCACAGAGAACUGUGAUCUGGACUAUAACAGCUCUUAGACUCUCUCUCUGGAGAGUUGGGUGGUCCCUUGUUAGGCUCAGAUGACUGGUGUGAUGGGUCACUGAGUAUGUGUCACUGUAAUUGCACAGAUCAACACUUUGCUCAUCCAGCGGCGCGCACAGUCCAAAGGCAUUGUUGACUGGAUUUGCGGUGUUUCUGGGUCAGGAGACACUGACACGUUGACCUCUGCUGAUUGGGGAAACAAACUAGGGGUACUUCUUCACACAGGACUUAUUUGAGACACACUGACAGUCUUUUGCACUAAGAAAGACGACAGGUCAUGUCCCUGAUGCCCGAAACUGUCUCAUACGCAAAGCUGCCCCCGCUCUGCUGCAGCCUUAAUUAGUGACUCAUUAAAAAAGGACGUUGCAUUUUA
Molecule: messenger RNA, 3315 nt
Organism: Solea senegalensis (Senegalese sole)
Lineage: Eukaryota; Metazoa; Chordata; Actinopteri; Pleuronectiformes; Soleidae
Gene: exoc5
Product: exocyst complex component 5
Exons: 18
Coding region: 169-2295 (708 amino acids)
Biological process (GO): Golgi to plasma membrane transport; exocytosis
Cellular component (GO): cytoplasm; exocyst
Source: RefSeq, a predicted model, not a curated record